Messenger RNA from Anas platyrhynchos (mallard), 3334 nucleotides. It is a transcript of the gene RNF20, whose product is annotated as ring finger protein 20. The record is from RefSeq and is a predicted model, not a curated record. Gene Ontology annotation, cellular component: nucleus; HULC complex. Gene Ontology annotation, molecular function: metal ion binding; ubiquitin protein ligase activity. Lineage: Eukaryota; Metazoa; Chordata; Aves; Anseriformes; Anatidae.
AAAGGAAAGGAAGGGGAAGGAGGGGGGGCGGCUGCUCGGCCCCGCCUGGGGUCGCGGUGGCGGCUUCCUGCGGGCCGGAGGGAGGUGGAGGAGGCCUUUGGGGGCCGGGGCCGGGCCUCGGGGCCGGGCUGUGUGAGGGAGAUCCGGGACAGGAGCGGCAGAAUUUGGAGAAGAGGGGACCUUGUAUAUCUGAGUCACCAUGUCUGGAAUUGGCAAUAAAAGGGCAGCUGGGGACCCUGGCCCUUCUGCACCUCCAGAAAAGAAGGCUGGGGUUGAAGACUCGGGAACCACAGUGGAGACCAUCAAACUCGGAGGUGUUUCUUCAACGGAGGAGAUGGAUAUUCGGACCCUGCAGACCAAGAAUCGGAAACUAGCAGAGAUGCUUGACCAGCGGCAGGCCAUUGAGGAUGAGCUGCGGGAGCACAUAGAGAAGCUGGAGCGUCGGCAGGCCACUGAUGAUGCCUCUCUGCUGAUCAUCAAUCGCUACUGGAAUCAGUUUGAUGAAAACAUCCGCAUCAUCCUAAAACGCUUUGACCUGGACCAAGGUCUUGGAGAUCUCCUGUCUGAAAGAAAAGCACUGGUGGUACCAGAACCUGAACCAGACUCAGACAGUAAUCAGGAGCGUAAAGAUGAGAGAGAGCGAGGUGAAGGACUGGAGCCAGCAUUCUCCUUCCUAGCCACCCUAGCCAGCAGCACUAGUGAGGAGAUAGAGUCUCAGCUGCAGGAGCGUGUAGAGUCCUCCCGGCGUGCUGUUGCCCAAAUUGUCACAAUGUAUGACAAGCUGCAGGAAAAAGUGGAUGUGCUGUCCCACAAGCUGAAUAGUGGAGAUAUUACGCUGAUGGAAGAAGCAGUCCUGGAGCUUAAUUCCUACCUGUCACAUGAAAAUGGACGACUGCAAGAGCUGGCUGAUCUUCUUCAGGAAAAACAUCGAAUCAUGUCUCAGGAGUUCUCCAAGCUGCAAGAGAGAGUGGAGACAGCAGAGUCUCGUGUGUCUGUUCUGGAGACUAUGAUUGAUGACCUUCAAUGGAAUAUUGACAAGAUCCGUAAGAGAGAGCAGCGUCUUAACCGGCACUUAGCAGAUGUUCUUGAACGGGUAAAUUCCAAAGGCUACAAGGUGUAUGGAGCUGGGAGUAGUCUCUACGGGGGCACAAUCACCAUUAAUGCCCGCAAGUUUGAGGAGAUGAAUGCAGAACUGGAAGAGAAUAAAGAGCUUGCUGGGAACCGCCUCAAUGAGUUGGAGGAACUGCGCCAGGAUCUUGCAGAAGUAACAACACAGAAUGAAAAACUUAAGGUUGAGCUGCGACGAGCAGUGGAGGAGGCGGUGAAGGAGACUCCAGAAUACCGCUGCAUGCAGUCCCAAUUUUCUGUUUUGUAUAAUGAGAGUCUCCAGCUGAAGGCACAUCUUGAUGAGGCCCGCACUCUGCUUCAUGGCACCCGCACCACACACCAGCGCCAGGUGGAACUAAUUGAGAGGGAUGAGGUCAGCCUUCACAAGAAGCUGCGCACAGAAGUGAUUCAGCUAGAGGACACUCUAGCACAAGUCCGCAAAGAGUAUGAGAUGUUGAGGAUUGAGUUUGAACAGACACUUGCUGCCAAUGAACAAGCAGGUCCAAUUAAUCGAGAGAUGCGUCAUCUCAUCAGCAGCCUCCAAAAUCACAACCACCAGCUGAAGGGAGAGGUGUUGAGAUACAAGCGCAAACUGAGAGAGGCCCAGUCUGACUUGAGCAAGAUCCGCUCUCGCAGUGGCAGUACUAUCUUACAGUCCCAGUCCAGCACUGAAGACACAAAGGAGGAGCCUCCAGAGAUCAAACAGGAGCCAGAUGAUCCUUCUGCCCAAGUACCUGUGCCCAAGGCUGCUUCUGAAGAUGCUAGUGAAGUUAAGGCCAGGCGAGAUGAAGAGGAACGGGAGCGGGAAAGACGUGAGAGGGAGAGGGAACGAGAGAAGGAAAAGGAGAAAGAGAGGGAGCGAGAGAAAGAGAAAGAAAAGGAAAAGGAGCGGGAGCGGGAAAAACAGAAGCAGAAGGAAUCUGAGAAGGAAAGAGAGUCCAAAGAGAAGGAGAAAGGGAAACAUGAAGAUGGAAGAAAGAAGGAGGCUGAAGUGAUCAAGCAGCUGAAGGCAGAGCUCAAGAAGGCCCAGGAGAGCCAGAAGGAGAUGAAGCUGUUGUUAGAUAUGUACCGCUCUGCCCCCAAAGAACAGAGAGACAAAGUGCAGCUGAUGGCAGCUGAGAAGAAAGCAAAAGCUGAGCUGGAAGAACUAAGACAAAGGGUAAAAGAAUUGGAAGACAAGGAGAAAAAGGAGAGUAAAAAGAUGGCUGAUGAGGAUGCCCUCCGGAAGAUCCGAGCAGUAGAGGAACAGAUUGAGUAUUUACAGAAGAAACUCGCCAUGGCUAAACAGGAGGAGGAGGCUCUGCUGUCAGAAAUGGAUGUCACAGGCCAAGCCUUUGAAGACAUGCAGGAGCAGAAUAUCCGCCUGAUGCAGCAGCUGCGGGAGAAGGAUGAUGCCAACUUCAAGCUCAUGUCAGAGCGCAUCAAGUCCAACCAGAUCCACAAGCUGCUGAAAGAGGAGAAAGAGGAGCUGGCAGACCAAGUUUUAACACUGAAGACACAGGUUGAUGCCCAGCUGCAAGUUGUACGUAAACUGGAGGAGAAGGAACACUUACUGCAAAGCAGUAUUGGAACAGGGGAGAAAGAGCUAGGUCUCCGAACACAAGCCCUGGAAAUGAACAAACGCAAGGCCAUGGAUGCAGCCCAGCUUGCAGAUGACCUGAAAACCCAGCUAGAGGUGGCUCAGAAGAAGCUGCAUGACUUCCAGGAUGAGAUAGUGGAAAACAGAGUAACUAGAGAGAAAGAGAUGUUCAACUUCAAAAGGGCUGAGGAAGACAUUUCUAGGUUACGCAGGAAGCUGGAGACCACUAAGAAGCCUGACAUGGUUCCCAACUGUGAUGAGAUACUGAUGGAAGAAAUCAAGGAUUACAAGGCCCGCUUGACCUGCCCGUGCUGUAACAUGCGCAAAAAGGAUGCUGUCCUCACGAAGUGUUUUCACGUCUUCUGCUUUGAGUGUGUGAAAACACGCUAUGACACCCGGCAGCGUAAGUGCCCCAAGUGCAACGCCGCCUUCGGAGCCAAUGACUUCCACAGGAUCUACAUCGGUUGAUUCUUCCCACUGGAGUUGCAGGACAUUGCUGUUUGUGGUGACCACCCAGCCUCCCUCACUUUCUCUUACUGUUACCUGUGGGGCAGUCGGUGCUUCUGUCUGUUCAUCUACAGGCUCUUCUGGGCAGCGUGAUUAGGGAAUGGAAAGAAAUAGAUUGCGGAUUUUGGUUCCUUUCUUGUC